This is a messenger RNA of Trichechus manatus latirostris (Florida manatee), 1474 nucleotides long. It is a transcript of the gene SMPD2, whose product is annotated as sphingomyelin phosphodiesterase 2. Lineage: Eukaryota; Metazoa; Chordata; Mammalia; Sirenia; Trichechidae. Gene Ontology annotation, molecular function: sphingomyelin phosphodiesterase activity. The transcript is spliced from 10 exons. The record is from RefSeq and is a predicted model, not a curated record. Bases 87 to 1343 code for a protein of 418 amino acids.
CUCCCCAGGCCCGCCCCUACCCAGGAGGUCGCUUGUGAUCCCCAGCCGCCUUGAACCUUCCGCGCCGUCCCCACUGCGGCCCUGCCAUGAAGCCCAACUUCUCUCUGCGACUGAGGGUCUUUAACCUCAACUUUUGGGGCAUUCCAUACUGGAGCAAGCACCGGGUAGACCGCCUGCAGCGCCUGGGAGACUUCCUGAACUUUGAGAGCUUUGACUUGGCUCUGCUGGAGGAGGUGUGGAGUGAGCAGGACUUCGAGUCCCUAAAACAGAAGCUGUUGCCCACCUACCCAGCUGCACACUACUUCAGGAGCGGAGUCUUUGGCAGUGGCCUUUGCGUCUUCUCCAAACACCCAAUCCAGGAACUCACCCAGCAUGUCUACACCCUCAAUGGCUACCCUUACAUGAUCCAUCAUGGCGACUGGUUCAGUGGGAAGGCUGUGGGGCUGCUGGUGCUCCAUCUAAGUGGACUGGUGUUCAAUGCCUACGUGACCCAUCUCCAUGCAGAGUACAGUCGACAGAAGGACAUCUACCUAGCACAUCGUGUGGCCCAAGCUUGGGAACUGGCCCAGUUCAUCCACCACACAUCUAAGAGGGCAGAUGUGGUUCUGUUGUGUGGGGACCUCAACUUGCACCCAAAAGACCUGGGCUGCCGCCUGCUGAAAGAGUGGACAGGGCUGCAGGAUGCCUACCUUGAGACCCAGGACUUCAAGGGCUGUGAUGAAGGCUGUACAAUGGUACCCCAGAACUGCUACGUCAACCAGCAGGAGCUGGAGCCGUAUCCCUUUGGCAUCCGCAUUGACUAUGUGCUUUACAAGGCUGUUUCUGGAGUUUGCGUCUCCUGUAAGACCCUCAAAACCACUACGGGCCAUGACCCUCACAGUGGCACCCCCCUCUCUGAUCACGAGGCUCUAAUGGCAACUCUAUAUGUGAGGCACAGCCCCCUGCAGCACAGCCCCAGCCCCACCCAUGGAGCAGCAGAGAUGUCACCAUUGAUCACUGUGCUAAAGGAGGCUUGGACGGAACUGGGUCUGGGUAUGGCUCAAGCUCACCGGUGGGCUGCCUUCGCUAGCUGCGUGAUCGGUCUGGGGCUGCUUCUCCUGGUGCUGCUGUGUGCACUGGUGGCCAGAGGAAAGACCAGCGAAGUUACCUUGCUGCUUUUGAGCCCCAGUGUGGGACUGAUGCUGGGAGCAGGUGCAGUCUACCUGUUCCACGUGAAAGAGGUCAAAGGCUUAUGUAGGGCCCGAGCUGAGCUCCUGCACAUGCUGAGAAGGGCCAGGGAUGCCGAAGACCUGGGCUCGGUGUCUCAGCCAGCCCAGCAGGAGGACAGAGCUGAAGAACAAUAAAGCUUCACAGUCUUUAGUGGCUCUGCCUUUUUCCUUAUAGGGGCAGUGACGCGGGCCAAGGGUCAGUGUGAUUGUCACAGUGUAGGCCAUAAGACUCCUACACAUCUUCUGCCCUCUCUGCACGCCCCCUA